Mycena indigotica is the source of this 2601-nucleotide messenger RNA. RefSeq names its product Urease. The transcript has 12 exons. Gene Ontology annotation, biological process: urea catabolic process. Gene Ontology annotation, cellular component: urease complex. Bases 70 to 2601 code for a protein of 843 amino acids. Gene Ontology annotation, molecular function: urease activity; nickel cation binding. NCBI's taxonomy places the organism in Eukaryota, Fungi, Basidiomycota, Agaricomycetes, Agaricales, Mycenaceae. The record is from RefSeq and is a predicted model, not a curated record.
CUUAUCCCUUAUCUCUCCACUGGCUUAUCUCGUCUGCGCCUGAAUGCUGUUGUCUUAUCCGUUUCUCUCAUGCGAUUGUUGCCCCGGGAAGAGGCAAAGUUACUGCUUCACCAGACAGGCUCUCUUGCCCAGAAACGUCUCGCCCGUGGCGUGCGGUUAAACCAGACUGAGGCUGUCGCAUUGAUAGCGUCUCAGCUACAGGAGUUCAUUCGUGAUGGACGUCAUUCCGUAGCCCAGCUUAUGCAGCUCGGGAAAGAAAUGCUCGGUCGUCGUCAUGUCCUACCCAACGUCCCCAGCUUGCUCCAUGAAAUCCAGGUCGAGGGCACGUUCCUAGACGGUGUCUUUCUGGUCACCGUCCACGACCCUAUUUGCACGGAGUCUGGCAACCUUACGAAUGCGCUCUAUGGCUCAUUCCUCCCCUCCCCUUCCGACGACCUCUUCCCCAUAUCAGAUGUCUCUGAAUACCUCCACGAAAAAAUGCCCGGCGCUAUCAUCGCCCGUCCAGAGGCUAUUGUCCUCAACCAGGGUCGCGAGCGCGUGAAGUUGAAAGUGACGAAUAAUGGGGAUCGUCCAAUCCAAAUUGGGUCGCAUUAUCACUUUAUUGAGACAAACUCGGCCAUGUCCUUCGAUCGAGGCAAGGCAUACGGAAAACGACUGGACAUCCCAGCCGGCACUGCGGUCCGCUUCGAGCCUGGUGAUACCAAGACCGUAACGCUGGUCUCUAUUGCAGGAGCGAAAAUAAUAUCCGGAGGAAACCGUUUAGCGUCUGGAGUAUAUGACCCUUCGAGGACAGACCAAAUAGUCAGCGACCUAGUCCAGAAAGGCUUUGGCUACGCGCCGCAACCGGGCGCGUUGGAGGUUACUGUGGACGCUGAAAUUGCCAGGGAGGCUUAUAUUUCAAUGUUUGGUCCCACGGUCGGCGAUCGGGUGCGACUGGGAGACACGGCGCUUUGGGUUGAGGUCGAGCACGACGAGACGGUUUAUGGAGAUGAAGUCAAAUUUGGUGGAGGCAAAACGAUUCGAGAAGGAAUGGGACAGGCCACAAACCGCCCAGCUUCGGAAACCCUUGAUCUCGUUAUAACCAAUGCACUCAUCAUCGAUUGGUCUGGCAUCUACAAGGCAUGUUUGGCACAAGCUGAUAUCGGUGUCAAAGACGGGCUCAUAGCAGGAAUCGGCAAAGCCGGUAAUCCAGAUGUUAUGGCGAAUGUUCAUCCAUCACUGGUUAUCGGGUCUUCGACGGAAGUUAUUGCUGGAGAAAAACUUAUCGUCACUGCUGGCGCUAUUGACGCCCAUAUCCACUUUAUUUGCCCUCAACAAGUGGAGGAAGCCCUUGCGUCAGGGACUACCACUAUGAUUGGUGGCGGCACUGGACCAAGCGCAGGGACAAACGCCACGACUUGCACCUCAAGUCCGUUCUAUAUGCGACACAUGCUUGCCGCUACCGAUGGGCUUCCGCUCAAUUUUGCCUUCACGGGCAAGGGCAACGAUGCUGGCCCGACUGCCUUGGAAGACAUUAUCAAGGCAGGCGCUGCUGGACUGAAGUUGCACGAAGAUUGGGGUACGACUCCGGCGACUAUCACGACUGCCCUUGAUGUUGCGGAUAAGUAUGAUGUUCAAGUCAAUAUCCACACUGACACCUUGAAUGAGAGCGGUUUUGUGGAAACCACUAUCGCGGCAUUUGGCGGACGGACUAUCCACACAUAUCAUACUGAAGGCGCAGGUGGUGGACAUGCGCCGGACAUCAUUGUUGUCUGUGGCCUGUCAAAUGUCAUCCCAUCGUCGACGAAUCCGACCCGACCGUUCACCAAAAACACGCUCGACGAGCAUCUUGAUAUGCUCAUGGUCUGUCACCAUCUUGACAAGUCGAUACCAGAAGACCUAGCAUUUGCCGAGUCACGGAUUCGGGCAGAGACAGUCGCCGCAGAGGACGUGUUGCACGACAUGGGCGCGAUUUCGAUUAUCAGCUCUGACUCGCAGGCAAUGGGGCGUGUUGGCGAGGUUGUCAGUCGGACAUGGCGGACAGCGAGCAAGAUGCGGGAAUUCCGGGGACCAUUGACCUCCCUUGGUGAUGGAGAGGGUAAAGAUAACGCCCGCGUCAAGCGAUAUGUGGCCAAGUAUACUGUCAACCCGGCAAUCGCACAAGGCAUGAGCCAUUUGAUUGGGCAGGUUGCAGUCGGCACACUCGCCGAUCUCGUGCUAUGGAAACCGGAGAACUUUGGCGCGAAACCGGAGAUGGUGCUUAAGUCCGGUGUCAUUGCGUGGUCGCAGAUGGGCGAUGCUAAUGCAUCGAUACCCUCCGUGCAGCCGUUCUUCGGCAAGCCGAUGUGGGGCGCCAAAGCGGGGUCGGCAGCGCUGAAUUCUGUUGCAUUUGUGUCGCAGUUGUCAAUCUCGAGCGGGACUGUCCAGUCGUAUGGGCUAGCCAAACGGGUGGAGGCGGUCCGAAAUUGUCGGGCGGUGGGGAAGAAGGACAUGAAGUGGAAUGACGCCACUCCGACGAUGAAGGUUGACCCGGAGACGUAUGAGGUUAGGGCGGAUGGGGAGCUAAUGGAUGUUGGGCCGGCGGAGAGUUUGCCGCUUGCGAGGGUAUAUAAUUUGUUUUGA